This is a messenger RNA of Ostrea edulis (European flat oyster), 4557 nucleotides long. Its product is annotated as HEAT repeat-containing protein 4-like. The coding region runs from base 481 to 4338 and encodes 1285 amino acids. The transcript has 16 exons. Gene Ontology annotation, molecular function: deoxyhypusine monooxygenase activity. Gene Ontology annotation, biological process: peptidyl-hypusine biosynthetic process. NCBI's taxonomy places the organism in Eukaryota, Metazoa, Mollusca, Bivalvia, Ostreida, Ostreidae. The record is from RefSeq and is a predicted model, not a curated record.
UUGUUGUUGCGAAAACAUAUGUAGACUAUUUAUCGAUUAAUAUUCGUUAUAUAUUUUAUCAUUAUAUGGUAUCUAAUUAUAUUGCCUUAUGUACAUGUAGCUCUUUGGUUACGAAUUCCAUGUGUACUAUUCUUUUUAUUUUUUACAGUUUGAACUCAUUUCAAAUGCUUCAAAUAUUUAUACAUGUAAUCUGGAUAUUAAUCCAAUAUUUUUAAAGUUUAGAUACUUUGGUUAUUCUUCAAUCGGGUUCGAGAGUUAAUCAACUCAAACAUUAGAUUGACGUUGACUCUUCCUAGAAACAGAAAAACAAUUGAUAUUCGAGAGAAAGAUUUAAAAAUAAUGCGAAAAAUUGACAUGAUGCUCUUAAGUUUAUCCUGGAAAUCAUAUUCUGUGAAAGAGUAGAAAUACGGAAAUGGGGAAACUAUUGAAAUUACUCUCUCCAACGUGCUAAAGCAGCAUCGAGAUACUUCAGACAGAAAAAUGGCUCUCUUUAAAGAUCAGUCAGACAGAGUAAAAACACCAGCCUUGUUUCCAUGUGCAGCAAAGGUCAAAGUUCCUCAGCUGGGGUCAGAGGAAACAGACUUUGAACUAAAACUAAUUGCAAACAAACCAGCUCCAACUUCAGUUAUCUUUAAGUCAUUCCAAGCUCCUGAACCAGUCCAAAAAGGCUACCUAAAGAGAAUCAGUGCUGAUUUACGCUUCAGUGAAGAUGUUGUGCAGGAUCGUUGUUUUCACAUGGUGCCAUAUGACAAAAAAUACUUGUACCAGGCUCUUAAUCCAUAUGACAUCGUGUCUCCCCAUCCCCAUGCCAGGAUCCCCCCAGGUCGCCACGAUGCCAGGGGCAUGGACCAACGUCACAUGCCAUGUCAUCUGACCAAGUCAUACAAACCGCAACUCAAACCUCUGAAGAGGAAGAUAAUGGAGCGUGCCAAAGAAAUGCACAAAGCUAUAAUGUCACAGUCCUUAGAUACACAGACAGAGACCUCAUCAGAGGAUAGCUUCUUCAUGACAGAAGUUAGUGAACAGAAACCAGAUAGUGCCCCACCUAAAACUGAGGAUGUGAAAAAACCAGUGUCAAAGGAGAAGAAACCAGUGAAGGAGGUGUCUAAGAAAAGAUUGCCGGGAAAAACUGCAUCAAAUCAGAGCACUCUGGACUCUGAAAGAGAAUCACAAGAGGCCUGGGUGAAAUUCUGUCAAGAGAAUUACGACUGGGAUGCUUACACUCUGUCAAAGGUCAGCUCCCACAUGGCAAAGUGGGUUGUGCUGGAGAAGAUGCCUGAGGGAGCAGACAGGGACCGGUUGAAGAAACUGUUGGAGGCAUGGUACGGGAAACAGGAUUCCUCUGAUCUGUUACUAGAGUCCUUGGGAGAGCUGAAGAAAGAUGAACCACCAGCUGAUGUCAAGGAAAAGAAUGACAAAAAGCCAAAGAAAAAAUGGCAGAAACAGGAAUCUACUAUACUUGCCCGAGUGUAUGAGAUGGAUUUGCACGAAGAGACAAUCACAGAGCCUCAUGCCCAUGACCCAUACUCAGAUGACUCGAAGGCCCCAUUUUACAGGAAACCAGUUGGUCUGAGGCGAGCCAUCAAGCAUGCGGAAAAGGAAGAGGAAGUGAGCAAGAGUGCAGGUGCCAUCAAUGCCACUGCUGACAUUACUAUUGACAAUAUCUACGAGCCCCCUGCCCCGCCCACCAUUCGUGACUUCAUCAAUCCGGCAGUGGGCGACAAAUUCUACAACACUCACAAUCAGUUUCAACAGGAGAAGUUGACAGGAGCGGACCAGAUUCAUUUACAGGACUCGGACAAGAUCCUGCUGAACUCUAACAGCAAAUACCAGAAAAAACUGCAGUCCCAGCAUCCACAGAACCCAGAGACGUGGUUCACCGAGCAGGAAGCCAAACCUCCUCACGAGAUGAAGGAGACCCCACGCAUCAGGAAGGUGGAGAGAGGGUCUCGUCGAUGGAAAGAACUCCCACAGCCUGCUGAUGAGUCAGCUGAGUUCAAUAUGAUUCCUCCAGGAUUUGAUCCGGAGUUUCACAGAUCUCCUGACCCUACAACACGGAGACUGACCAAACAGAAUGCUGCAUUACUCCAAGUCAUUGAUGAAUGGAGACAGAAAUGGCACCUGAGUGGUCAGUUGGAGGACAGCAAGCCUGAUGAUCUCAUCAAAGAUAUGGCUGACAUUCAGAGCCAUGUCAGGCUGAAGGCCAUAGCAACCAUCGCCAAGGUAGCAGAGUACCGCGCCCCUGUUCCGGAGACCUCUUUGUUUGGUGAUGUCCCCUCACUUAACACUGUACAAGAGCUGCCAAAAAAAAUAUUUGUUGCCAUGGAGUGCUUGUUGGAUGACAAGGUGGACCGUGUGAAGUUAGCUGCUGCCAUUACUCUGUAUUCACUGAACAGGCCUAGUGAAAAGGCCAGACAGUGUCUGCAGCAGGCUAUACAGAGCGAGAACAGUGUGGACAGGUGGGCUGCUGCCCAAUGUUUGGCCCAUGAUGGUGUGUGUAACUCACUAGUCGUGGGCGAAAUCGUUGGUCAAUUGCUGGAGACAGAGGAUACAAUCAAACAUGAGAAGGCCAUCUACCUCCUGGGAAAACUCAGCAUCUUCUCACCUUUAGUUCACUGUAUGGUGGCAGAGCAGCUCAACAGCAGCAGCUGGAGACACAAAGUUAUUGCCUGUAAAAUACUACCAACUCUUCACGGAACCAUCAACAAGGAUGUAACUAACAAGCUGAUGGACCUGAUGUGGAAUGACUGGCAUGAAGAUGUCCGUAAAAGUGCGGCCCAAUGUCUGGGUAAAUCUAGUCAUGGCAGGGAAGUGCAUGAUGAUCUGAGGGAAAGAAUUGUUAAAGGCAAUGAAGCUACCAGGCUCGAGGCCAUCAGUAAAAUUGGACAACUAGGUAUUAUGACUGCCAAGUUACUGCCUGUGUUCUUGAAGUGUUUUGAGGAUGAAUACAUUUCUGUGAGAUCUGAAGUGUGCAUUACAUGUGGAAACCUGGAGAUCAAAGAGGAACAAAUUGUAGAGAAAUUGAUCCACCUAGCUACUUUUGAUCCGAUCUGGAAAGUGAAGGCUCUGGCUAUUCAAGCUAUGGGUAAGAUAGGCGUGGUCAAUGAGGAGAUCACAGAGACUCUGUUGUGGGCGGUGAGGUAUGAGGAGAAAGCUGGGGUAAGGGCUGAGGCAUGCCACACCCUGAUGAUGCUGAAACUGAAAACGGAGGAGGUGGCAGAGGUGUUACAGGAGAGGUUCCUGGUGGAGUCCAGCAAUGUAGUUAGAGAGGAGAUUGCCAGUACGUUAGAGAUGUUUGGAAUCAGUGCUACUGAGGACAUGGACAUGGUGGCCCAAAUCAAGAAUGAAGUCCGUAAACUCUGCACCAAAGGCAACAUUGCUACUCAGAUUUCACUGAAUGAGAGCGAUGACAGAAAGCACGAGAACCUGAGCAGAAUGAUCUAUGAGAACGAGAAAGAACUCAAGGAGAGUGAAGAGGAACCCCCGCCAAUGAUGGAGAGAAUACGAACUAUGAGUCAGGCCAGUGAUCACUCAGAUGUGGUCCAUAGGAAAGUGGUGGGUGAGACACCACACACCCAACAUCAGAGGGCAGUGUCCCCUGCCCCUAGUCGUGAUGUUUUCACCCCAACAGCAGAUGAAGAACUUCACCAAUUACUGUCCCGGGAGGACACUAGGAGUGAAGCUGCCACACCUGAAGCCAGACCAACAUCUGUCCAACAUAGAGAAUCAGCAACACCCAAAGACCAAGGUACACCUAAAGGAUCUGAGAAGUCAAAGGUCACCACAGAGGAGAGUGGUGAUGAAGAUAGUGACAAGGAGUAUUCCACAGUGACUGAUGGAAAGACUCCAGAGACAGAACGACCAACUAGUGUGGUCAAGUUUGCUUCAGAGUUACAGGUUGAAGAAAUUCCCGGUCGUUCCACAUUAACUCCAUCUAAAUCUGCCAUGGAGGACAUGCGUAUGUCAACUCGUCUGAGUAGCAUGGCGGGAGGGCGUGUGUCAACAGAUGUUAGAGCUUUCAGUCGUGAUGCCAUCAAGGAAAGAGAGAAAAUUAACACCGAAGCAUUAAAGAGUUAUGCUGGACUGGACAUGCGAUAUUAUGACAUGAUUGAAGAUUUAAUCCAAGUAGACAAUACAUACGAGUUGAUGACUGGUCGAAGACACACUAUACAUGAGGUUGAACAAGCCAAAAAGCCUGCACUGAUUCAGUCCCCCUCUGCUGCACUCAUCGCUCAAACAGAUGAGACUAUACCAGCUGAGGAUGAGGAAAAUGAUGUGAAAUCCUCGGUCAUCAUAACAGUGACCGCUGAGGAAGACAAAAACGGUGACACUGGUUAAUUUUUAAAACUCUGAUCUAAACACUUUGUGAUUCUAAUUUGUGUUUGACAAUACUUGAACUUGUGAAUUAAUGUUUAAGUGCAUUAUUGUCUGAACUAGUAUUAUCAUGAUAGGAUUGUUGUAUUUUUUCCGUGGUUGUGAGGAACUUAAAACAUCUGUGAUACUGUUCAUUUUUCUGUUAUUUUCAAGAUGUAUUGGAUAUAAAUAUCAACAAGUGUU